Molecule: messenger RNA, 1789 nt
Organism: Harmonia axyridis
Lineage: Eukaryota; Metazoa; Arthropoda; Insecta; Coleoptera; Coccinellidae
Product: gelsolin
Exons: 6
Coding region: 141-1628 (495 amino acids)
Biological process (GO): barbed-end actin filament capping; actin filament severing; actin polymerization or depolymerization
Cellular component (GO): cytoplasm; actin cytoskeleton
Molecular function (GO): actin filament binding; phosphatidylinositol-4,5-bisphosphate binding
Source: RefSeq, a predicted model, not a curated record
CAAUGCAUAUAUUAUUAUAGUAGUCGUCUUUUCUAUUUGUCAUUUCUAUACCGAAAUUAGCGGGUGGAGUUCGUAUAAAAUACACCCGGCUUCCAGAUUCUGGCAGUCGUUGUUUGGCACCGGUUCUUGGAAGACUAAAAAUGAAGCAAGUUUAUCCUGAGUUUGAAAAAGCCGGCCAAGAAGAAGGCAUCGAAAUAUGGAGAGUUGAGGAUUUCAAACCCGUUGCAUAUCCCAAGGAUCAGUAUGGAAAAUUUUACGAAGGCGAUUCCUACAUUAUUCUAAGGACAAAGAUUCGUAAGAGUGGAGCCAAAGAAUGGGAUUUACAUUUCUGGUUGGGAUCCAAGACUUCACAGGAUGAAGCUGGUGCUGCUGCAAUUCUUGCUGUUCACCUGGACGAUGCCCUUGGUGGCGUUCCAAUCCAAUACCGUGAAGUACAAGAGCAUGAAUCUCAACUUUUCGUAUCCAACUUUAAAAGUGGUAUCAGAUACCUUCCAGGAGGUGUAGCUUCAGGUUUCCACCAUGUAGAUCCUGAUGCAUUUGAAACAAGACUGUUCCAAGUUAAGGGAUCAAGGAAUGUGAGGGUAAAGCAAGUUGAUCCUAAAAUAACAUCGAUGAACGAAGGAGACUGUUUCAUUUUGGACGUUGGUAAAGAUAUCUACGUUUACAUUGGAACAAAAAGCAAAAGAAUUGAACGUCUUAAGGCAAUUACCGCAGCAAACCAGAUCAGAGAUCAAGACCAUGCAGGAAAAGCACACGUGCAUAUCAUUGACGAAUUUAGUUCUGAGAAUGACGUCGAAGCAUUCUUCAAAAAUCUUGGAUCAGGUUCAAGAGCUGAAGUACGUCCAGAAUCAGCAGGAGGAGAUGAUCUUCAAUUCGAAUCAAACCAACAGAGGGUGGCAACUCUCUACAGAGUAUCUGAUUCAACAGGAGAUCUCAAAGUUGCUCCUGUUGGAGAAAAGCCUUUCUCUCAGUCUACCUUGGACACUAAUGAUUGUUUCAUCUUGGACACUGUAGAUUCUAACAUAUUCGUAUGGAUAGGAAAGAAAUGUAACAGCAAUGAGAAAACAAACGCGAUGAAAAUUGCAGAGAGUUACCUAAACACCAAGAGUUAUCCACCAUGGGUCAAUGUACAGAGGAUUGUUGAAGAAGCUGAACCUACAGCUUUCACACAGUAUUUCAAGACAUGGCAAGGUCAAAGACAAAUCCGUGGUAGGCUUGUACGAGAUGCUAGUACAGAAGAAGCUGAAGGAUGGGAAGCCAGAUUAUUGCAUGCUUCUAUCAGAGGAAAUACCAAUCAGUUUUGCGUUGAACAAAUAUUUGACUUUGAACAAGAUGAUCUUAACCCUGACGACAUCAUGAUUCUUGACGUAGGAACCAAAGUUUACAUAUGGAUUGGAGAAGGUGCAAGUGUCCAAGAAAAAUCCAAAUGUGAAGACUUAGUUACCGAUUACCUGAAGAAGUUUGGAAGAGAGAAUAUUCCAAGAAUAAGGGUCCAGCAGGGCAAUGAAGAUGAAAAAUUCAGGAAACAGUUCCCAGCUUGGAAUGAUAAUUUGUGGGACAACGAUACCAAAUAUGAUGACAUCAAAGCCCAUUUGGUUGCAAUCAACAAAGCAAUUGCUAUGCAUUAAGGGACAUAACUGAAUUUAUGUACAAUAUUUAUACAUUUUUUGCUAAGCUUUACCCAUGUUAUGUCAUGUUUUUAAGAUUAUUUUUAGUUAUAAGUUCGAUUAUGAAUAUUUAUUGAUGGAAUCUUAAUUUAUCAGAAAAAAUAGUGGAAAAUUCGCAAAAA